AUGGGUGGCCGAAAAGAUACUACGAAGGCCCAGGCCGAAGUGUCCCGCGGCCGAUCCAAAGAGAAGAAAGAGAAGAAGGAGAAAAAGGAAAAGGACCAACCCGCCCAAGUCAAGACAGGAGCCCCCCCAAAGCGAAAGGCCCCGAGCGCCCAGAGCAGCGUCAAAGAGACGGGGAAGCAGCCUAAGGUUGCUGCCGGCACGGACGCCGCUGCAAGCCAUAGGAUCCGCGGCAAGUCGUCGCCCCCCGUGACCCAGACACCUACGGACAAGAAAGAGAAGAAGGAGAAGCCAGAAAAGAAAGAGAAGAAGGAGAAACCAGAAAAGAAGGAGAAGAAGGAGAAGCACUCCAAGGACGACGUCAAGAAAGAUGGCACCGCCAAGGACUUACUGGCUUCGUUCGAGCAGGCAUCGCCGGAGGAGAAAGCGGCACGCAGUCGACAGGUUCAAGAGCUGCUAGAUCAGAUCGAAGAUUCCGAGAGCGGGUCCGAGGAAGCCUCGGAUGCUGAGGAGCUGGGGGAUGAUCAGACAGAGAACCUCGAGGAGGCAGACGGUGAGGACAGUGGAGAGGAGGGGGACGGGUCCUCCGGCUCUGAAGACUCCUCCAGCAGCUCGGAAAGCGAUUCGGAUGCCAGCAUCGCCGGGGCGGAUGGGAGUCAGGCUGCCUCAAAGGCACCCUCGACAGCCGAAGCGGAGCUCUCGAAUGCGGCGGCGGUUGCUGAGGAAACGACCCGGCGGAACAGUGCGACCAACAAGAAAGAGUGGGACACCUUUUCUCGACAGUGUCAAGACCGCAAAAAGUUCCCGAUCGCCCUCGGCUCCCACCUCACACGUGACAAAGUGGACCUCUUCAACUUGUGGCUGGACAACAACCAAGACCUUCACAAGGUGGCCAUUGUGGUCGAGCGUGAAGUCGAGAACAAGAACACAGCACGCGCGGGCUUCGAUUCUGCAAAGGCCAGAGACCUUCUCCUCAAGUAUGGGGAGGAGAAAGGCAAGAAGCUGGUUGAAGGCUUGAAGAGCAAGGGGCGCUGGUAUUGGGAUCCAGAGUUUCCACAGGAUGAGGAGGAGAUUUAUUACUACACGUCUGCCCCGCGGAGCAUUCUCAAUGAGAACUCCACUGCCAACAGGAUGAAGUUGCGGGGCAACGAGACGAAUCCCGAUGCCGGCCUCCUUGCUGCCAUGACUGGCGAGCAGGGACCGCUCGCUUCCGGGGCAUUGCCUGCCUUGGAGACAGACGGUGCGGACGGCGAGAGGGCUUUGGCAGAGGCUUUGAGCGGCAAGGUUUCCAAGACGAAGCCCCCCAAGAAGGCUCGUACCGACACUACGGAAAAGAUUGUGCCAACGAGUGACAAGGAGCGCGCGGACGCUGCCUUGCAGGAUAUCUUGAAGGAUGGUGGGGCUGCCAGAAAACUGGCCCUGGGAUUGAAGCAUGUGGAGUACGGGGACAAGUUGAAGGAUGAGUUGUUUGACUUCUCCACGAAGAUGGAAGAGCUUUACAACUCCCUUCAGAAGCUUCUCCUCAAGAAGCAUGUCAAGGACCGCAAAUUCACCCCCUAUUUGGCCGACCUCGACAUGAAGAACGCAUGGUUCAAACAGGCUGAGGCCCAACUUUCCGGGUAUAUGGGGUUAUAG
Molecule: messenger RNA, 1632 nt
Organism: Symbiodinium sp. CCMP2456
Lineage: Eukaryota; Dinophyceae; Suessiales; Symbiodiniaceae
Source: the annotation of a GenBank genome assembly